AUGAUUAUGGUUUACGAGGUAAUUGCAUCCAAUGAUGACACUGAAGUUAGAAACGCAUCCGUUUUUGAGGAUGACAUCCUUUAUCGAAACGGGGAGCUAAUGGAUGAACUGCGCAGAGCUUUAUCAGGCCGAGCCACAGAAUUUGCCACUCGGGAGCGACGUGCUCUUGCUGCUUUUUAUGGGAUAUCUGAUGCUGAGUUGGGCAAAUUAGAAGAGGAGCAGAAGAAUCAAAAGCCCGAUACAGAUGAUACGCAAAGAGAGGUAAUUUACAGGACUAGCAACGUUAUCUGUGGUGUAUAA
Molecule: messenger RNA, 300 nt
Organism: Strongylus vulgaris
Lineage: Eukaryota; Metazoa; Nematoda; Chromadorea; Rhabditida; Strongylidae
Source: the annotation of a GenBank genome assembly